Molecule: messenger RNA, 4520 nt
Organism: Hipposideros armiger (great roundleaf bat)
Lineage: Eukaryota; Metazoa; Chordata; Mammalia; Chiroptera; Hipposideridae
Gene: MMP15
Product: matrix metallopeptidase 15
Exons: 10
Coding region: 1140-2966 (608 amino acids)
Biological process (GO): proteolysis; collagen catabolic process; extracellular matrix organization
Cellular component (GO): extracellular matrix
Molecular function (GO): zinc ion binding; metalloendopeptidase activity
Source: RefSeq, a predicted model, not a curated record
GUGAGGACACAGUGAGCAGUCGGCACAGUUUGCCACCAGGAGGGGGGCCCUCACCAGAACCUGACUGUGCUGGCACCCUGAUCUUGGACUUCCAGCUUCUAGAACUGUGAGAAACAAAUGUGUGUUGUUGUAAGCUACCCAGCUUAUGGUAUUUUUGUUAUAGCAGCCCAAAUGGACGAAGAGAUUUGGCAUCUUCAAUAUUGUCCCAAGUUUUACGCGGCUCACAUGACCAGCCACUCAGGCAGGGACCGAGCCCCAUGGCCAGCCCUGCCUCAGGUGUGGAGCUGUGUUUUCUGAGUCAGCAGAAGCAGAGAGGGAUCAGGGGCUCUGUGCUUGGAUCCUUCUGAGCCACAAAGAGGGCCUGAGAGGACUCCACAGAUGAAUGUGAGGACGCGGGACCCUGAAGGUGGCCGGACACGCAGGCCUUCCUCACCCAAUGGGCGCACUCUGGCCGGAAAAGCCCCCUGAGUUAGGGCUCAUAUGAGGCCACUCCCCAGAAGAGCACUGGUUCCAGGGAUGCCUGGGCCCUUUGAGGGAGGAAGCACAGAGUCUGCAGCCCUGGGCAAGAACAGCAGUGGUGUGUGAGCUGGGCCUGGAUCAGAGAGAGAGAGACAAAGAGGGGUGCCUUGUGCCAGAGCCCAUUCCCUGCGUGGGAACAGCAGGAAAUGAGCAAGAAGACCCAAUCAACCUCCAGUAUCUGGACAGACAGAUGAGGACCUGGGUCCCAGCCAUCCGCCAGCCCUUGGAGAUGCCCUACAUCCCACUGCCAUCUGCUGGUUGAGCUGCCGGAGCUGUGGCGCUCAGAGGCCAGGCUCUAGAUCAGCUCUCCAGGCUGGCCCUUAGCCCUGAGCACCAUGCUGUCCUUCUCCCAGGAGUGACUGUCACCCUGGGGGGAUGAGAGCCCAGUUUCAGGUCCAGCUUUUGUGAGCACGGCGCCUGGUAUAUAGGAAGCACUUGCAAGAUGGUGGCAAAACAGUAACAGUGAGAAGCAGAUGAAUGGCGUUUGCUGUUGGGCAAGUCAUCGAAUGCAUCUGAGCCUGUUUCCCUGCCUACAAAGUGAGAAUAGUAAUCGUGUCUACUGGAUGGAGUCAUAGAACUGGCUGCGGCUCUAUGGCUACUUGCCCCAACCCAGUCGCUACAUGUCCACCAUGCGCUCCGCCCAGAUCCUGGCCUCGGCCCUCGCGGAGAUGCAGCGCUUCUACGGGAUCCCUGUCACCGGCGUGCUCGACGAAGAGACCAAGGCGUGGAUGAAACGGCCUCGCUGUGGGGUGCCAGACCAGUUCGGGGUCCGUGUGAAAGCCAAUCUGCGGCGGCGGAAACGUUAUGCCCUCACCGGCAGGAAGUGGAACAACCCCCACCUGACCUUCAGCAUCCAGAACUACACAGAGAAGCUGGGCUGGUACCACUCGCUGGAGGCGGUUCGCAGGGCCUUCCGCGUGUGGGAGCAGGCCACGCCCCUGGUCUUCCAGGAGGUACCCUACGAGGACAUCAGGCUGCGACGGCAGAAGGAGGCAGACAUCAUGGUACUCUUUGCCUCUGGUUUCCAUGGCGACAGCUCACCCUUUGAUGGCACGGGCGGCUUCCUGGCCCACGCCUAUUUCCCUGGCCCAGGUCUGGGCGGGGACACCCAUUUCGACGCAGAUGAGCCCUGGACCUUCUCCAGCACUGACCUAGAUGGGAACAACCUCUUCCUGGUAGCAGUGCACGAACUGGGCCACGCACUGGGGCUGGAGCACUCGAACAACCCCAGCGCCAUCAUGGCGCCGUUCUACCAGUGGAUGGACACCGACAACUUCCAGCUGCCUGAGGACGACCUGCGGGGCAUCCAGCAGCUCUACGGCACCCCAGACGGUCAGCCGCAGCCCACCCGGCCCCUCCCCACUGUGACACCCCGGCGGCCGGGCCGGCCAGACCAUCGGCCCCCCAGACCCCCCCAGCCCCCACCCCCAGGUGGGAAGCCAGAUUGGCCCCCAAAGCCAGGCCCCCCUGUCCAGCCCCGAGCCACGGAGCGACCUGACCAGUAUGGCCCCAACAUCUGCGACGGGGACUUUGACACAGUGGCCAUGCUGCGUGGAGAGAUGUUCGUGUUCAAGGGCCGCUGGUUCUGGCGGGUCCGGCACAACCGCGUCCUGGACAACUAUCCCAUGCCCAUUGGGCACUUCUGGCGUGGUCUGCCCAGUGACAUCAGUGCUGCCUACGAGCGCCAAGAUGGGCGUUUUGUCUUUUUCAAAGGUGACCGCUACUGGCUCUUCCGAGAAGCGAACCUAGAGCCUGGCUACCCACAGCCAUUGGUCAGCUAUGGCCUGGGCAUCCCCUACGACCGCAUCGACACGGCCAUCUGGUGGGAGCCCACAGGACACACCUUCUUCUUCCAAGAGGACAGGUACUGGCGCUUCAAUGAGGAGACGCAACGUGGAGAUCCCGGCUACCCCAAGCCCAUCAGCAUCUGGCAGGGGAUCCCCGUCUCCCCCAAAGGGGCCUUCUUGAGCAAUGAUGCAGCCUACACCUACUUCUACAAAGGCACCAAAUACUGGAAGUUCGACAACGAGCGCAUGCGUAUGGAGCCCGGCUACCCCAAGUCCAUCUUGCGGGACUUCAUGGGCUGCCAAGAGCAUGUGGAGCUGGGACCCCGGUGGCCCGAUGUGGCCCGUCCGCCCUUCAAUCCUGACGGUGGUGCAGAGCCUGGGGCAGGCGGUGACAGCCAGGAGGACGAUGAGGGCCAUGAGGCUGGCCCUGGUGCUGGGGACGGGGACUCUGGGAAGGGGCCGGACGUGGAUGGGGGCAGCCGCGUGGUGGUGCAGAUGGAGGAGGUGACACGGACAGUGAAUAUGGUGAUGGUGCUGGUGCCUCCGCUGCUGCUGCUCCUGUUCAUCCUAGGCCUCACCUACGCCCUGGUGCAGAUGCAGCGCAAGGGCGCGCCGCGCAUGCUCCUCUACUGCAAGCGCUCUCUGCAGGAGUGGGUCUGACCCCCACGGGCCCCUCUUGCUCCUCACGGUGCUAAGGGGCCAGGCUGGCGGUGCCGGUGGCUCUGAGACGAUGGCUCCUGGGGCACCCAGCAAAGGCCUUUGGUGGCUCCCUCAACCCCUGGGUGGGAAGGGGGGGCCCAGGCCCUCCAACAUCCCUGCCAGCCCUGCCCCCAUUGUUUAUUUAUACCCAGGUAUCUUUUUUUUUUUUUUUUUUUGCACACUAACUGAGCAUUUGUUUCUACUUUCCUGACCAGGGGCAGUCCCUCAGGGCAGGGGGUUAGACCUUUCUAAAUGGAGUGUUGCUCCAGACAGGGAAUUAGGCCCCCACCCACCUCUAGCUUGGCAACAGCCAGUGUAGUAGAGGGUCAGAAGGCCCAGGUGAAAGAGUGGCUGACAAGCUGUCAGGUCGUCCCACCCUGGGCCCUCCGCAGCCUGGGCCCUCCGCAGCCUGAGCCUGGCCGGAGACUGGUUGGCUUUGGAGACGGGUGGGGCCUAACUGGUCUCCACCCACCUGAGUCUCACUCUCUCUGCCUUAGGAAGAGCUUUCACCCAGGGCCUCUUCGGGUGGGAAGGGACAGAGGGAAAGGUGACCACUGGCUGUGAGUUUAUGUUGAGUUUUGGUUCCUCCCAGCCCACCUCUGACAACCCCAGUAGCCCGGGUUUCUUGUGCCUAAGAACCCCAGCCCACCCCUGGCCAGCCAAGGGGCCAGCAGCUCCCAGCUCCCACAUCCCCCUUGAGCCCACACCUCCUUUUCUCUCUGGAGAAGGGAUUCUGGGCCCCUUACCAAGGACCAAAAGGGGUGUGCCAAGGCCCCUGUGCCCCAGGAGCCUCGCCGCCCGGGCUGGGCCUCCAGCCCCCUCCCUGUGUACUUUCUCCUCGCUGAGCUGUGACCCACCGGGGCCCCUUCCCUGGGCCUCCUCGCACCCUCUCUCACCCACACCACCAUCCUCAGGGGUCUCAAACCCCGUCAGCCUCAGGCUCCAGCUGCCGGUGUUCUGGCUCUCCCUGGGAGUCAGGGCCCGAUAGGUGCCCGGGCUGGGGUGGUAGAUGUCCACAGUGUGCCCAGCUGUGUGGGGUCCACAGCCCACCACGUGCCAGGCUUGGGGGCUCCUCCCCUCCAGCUCCCUGUCCCCUGGGGCACUGGCGGGAGAGGCCAGCAGCUUGUCCCCCAUGCAGACUGGGAGGGCUGUGGACUCCCCCAACGAGCCCACUGUGGCCUGGAGACUUCCCUCCUCGGGCUCAGCCCUGAGGGCAGAGACGUUUUCUCCUCUUUUCCUUCCCAAAGCAAGCAGAGGCGAGACUGCUGUGGGAAAUGGUACUGUGCCGCCGGCUGUGUCCCCUCUGCUUCCCGCAGUCCUGAGCAAGUGGGUCUGCCACCCAGAUCAGGAGGCCCUCGGAGGGGGGCUUCUCAUGGGCUGGCCCCGAAUGCAGGUCCAGCCGCUUCCUACCCCCUCAUCCUCAGAACAGGAGUGGCAGCCAAGGGUGGAGGGGCGUCCACGUCUACCCCCAUAUGUUUCUUUCUGUAAAUAAUCUGCACUGAUUAAAUUGUACGG